Molecule: messenger RNA, 942 nt
Organism: Cricetulus griseus (Chinese hamster)
Lineage: Eukaryota; Metazoa; Chordata; Mammalia; Rodentia; Cricetidae
Source: RefSeq, a predicted model, not a curated record
AUGGCAGAUGCUUUCCUGACAGCUGCUGACAAGUAUGGCCUGGAGCGUUUGAAGGUCAUGUGUGAGAAUAGCAUCUGCAGGGUCUGCUCUGUGGCGAAUGCUGCCCACCCACUCAUCCUGGCUGACCUCCACAAUGCAGAGAUUGACGAAGACAGAAAAGAUUACUUGUCAGUUCACCUAACAUUGCUCAGCUGCCCAAGGAGCCCAGUGUGGGCAAGGUUCCAGUUUUCGAUCCUGAGUAUGGACAGAGAGAACCCAAGUAUGAUAAGCCCAAGAUUCUUCAAGUUCACGCCAAAUCAACACUGGGGAUUCACAAAGUUCAUCCAUCGAGAUCUGCUCUUGAGUCUGGAGUCUUGGCAUCUCCCAGACAAUGAACUCACUGUCUUAUGCGAUGUGGACCUGGCGGUCCAAGACUCCUUCAUGAACUCUGAGGACAGCAAGGUGCCAGGUAUCCAGGUUCCAAGGUGCACGAUGGCAGAUGAGCUAGGACAGCUGUGGGAGAAUUCUCUGUUCACAGAUUGCAGCCUACUGGUAGCUGGCCAGGAAUUCAGUGCUCACAAGGCCAUCUUAGCAGCUCGCUCUCCAGUUUUCAGAGCUAUGUUUGAACAUGACAUGGAGGAGAGCAGAAUAAACCGCGUUGAGAUCCUUGAUCUGGAGCCGCAAGUUUUGAAGGCCAUGAUGGAAUUCAUUUACACCGGGAAGGCACCAGACCUCCACAGCAUGGCAGCUGCUGUCCUGGCAGCUGCUGACAAGAAUGGCCUGGAGCGUUUGAAGGUCAUGUGCAGAGAUGUCCUCUGCAGGGAUCUCUCUGUGGAGAAUGCGGUUUUUUCUGCUGGAAACUUGGAUAUCUCUCUGAAAUUUUCUAUCAAGAUUUCAAAAUUAGUUUCAGAGAAAAGAGUUUAUGCUACAAUGAAAGUUACAUCCCUCAGAUUUCUUUUCUAG